Messenger RNA from Paecilomyces variotii, 1871 nucleotides. Its product is annotated as kinase-like domain-containing protein. Bases 56 to 1417 code for a protein of 453 amino acids. The transcript has a single exon. NCBI's taxonomy places the organism in Eukaryota, Fungi, Ascomycota, Eurotiomycetes, Eurotiales, Thermoascaceae. The record is from RefSeq and is a predicted model, not a curated record.
AAACAUCCUCUGAUCUCGACCUUAAAUUCAUAAAAUACAUUGCAGAGCUUCAAGAAUGUAUCCCGAUGAUGAAGCUUGCAAAAGAGCGAACACCUUGUACAUUUUAUGGACAAGGAACCUGCGACAGUGUUCAGCUGAUCAUAUAGCAGCAAAGCUCGCCGCACAACAUCGACAGGAGAUCCCAACGAAGGCCAUUCAUUGCAGGGACGGAGCCUAUAAUCGCUGUUACAGAAUAACAUUUCAAAAAGGACCAGAUGCAAUCGUACGGUUUCCCAUCAUGGGAAGAGUUGCAUUGAGGAAAGAAAAGAUCAACGACGAAGUGGCCGUGAUGGCGUACAUCGCCCAAUCAACUUCUAUACCCAUUCCUGCAGUUCGCGGGAAUGGUGUUAGUGGCUCGGGACCUUAUAUCGUGAUGGACUUUGUUAGCGGAAAUCUGCUCAGUGAUCAUCUACAAGCUCCUCUUCGAGACAAUCGAGAACCAGCGAUCCUGGACCCUGGCAUCAGUGAGCACAAGUUACGAGCUGCCUAUCGUCAAAUGGCAUACAUAAUUCUAAAAUUACAUCGGUGUCAAUUCUCUCAUAUUGGGUCCCUGGUUAAAGACGACCGUGGAGGCUGGUCUAUUGGAACACGACCGUUUACGCAUAACAUCAACGAGCUUCUUACUUAUGCCAAUUUCCCCCCAUCGGCUAUGCCCCAAGGAACGUUCUCAACUGCUACUGAAUAUUUUCUGUCACUUUCUGAGAUUCAUAUGCAACAUCUGAAGACACAAAGAAACAAUGCAGUUUACAAUGAGGCAGACUGCAGAAGAAAGUACGUGGCGCGCUGUCUUUUCAGGAGAAUUGCGCGCAAUUUCUCUACUAGCUACAACAAUGGUCCUUUUAGCUUAUUUUGUGAUGAUCUACGUCCUUCUAAUGUGAUUGUGGACUCCAAUCUUGAUAUCAAAGCAGUUAUCGAUUGGGAGUUUUGUUAUGCAGCGCCAGCAGAAUUUACCCAUUGCUCACCGUGGUGGCUCCUCCUUGCAAAUCCCGAUGACUGGCCAGGUGGUUUAAACGACUUUGCGACGCAAUAUAUGCCACGCCACAAUGUCUUUCUUGAUGUUUUGCGGGAAUGUGAGAGAGAAUUGGCAUAUGAUAUUACAAUCGACCAUACCCUCUCAGAACGUAUGCAGCAGUCGAUGGAUAAUGGAGAUUUCUGGGUUUGCCUCGCCGCAAGGUCUAGCUUUGCCUUUGAUGAUAUUUACUGGAAUUUUAUCGAUCAGAGGUAUUAUGGGGAAUUUACCACACUGGAGGAUCGCGUUGAACUCCUGGAGAAAAGUGAACGGGCUGAGCUUGAUAGAUUUUUCAAACAGAAAACAGAGCAAGCUGCAGAACGCAAGUUGGAUCCCUAUUGGACAGUGGAUGAAAUCAUUGCCUCCUAGGCUAUUUUGUGUCUAGUUGACGUGAGAACUUUGGCCUUGAGAGGUUUGCUCUUAAUUCAAUAUAGCUUUGCUGGUUGCUUAUACUUAAUUCCUUAUGGGUUUGCUGCAGAAAUCCCCCCCCUUUUUUUUGGCCGACCACAUUGACACGACCCUACCAAUGACUACUUGUAUACUUCAUAUUUAGCUGUAUCCAGUGACUAUCUCUAUCAUGAGGAUGCGCCCCUUUCCUUGCCGCUGCUUCAAAGCUGCCGGAAGCUCCUAGAAAUGGAAUUAGAUGGACCGCUGAUGUAGAUGCAUAAGAAAAGCACGCAGCUAAUAAUUACCGUUCAGGGGUUUAUACCUGUGUAUCUAUAAGAGCAUCAUGUCUCAGAUCUAUAUUUGAUAUCAUCUGAUGUGAUUAGGCCACUGCAAUAGGGUUAGUAUAGGGGGGCAAUAAUAAUAGGAGAAGAUGGUU